Messenger RNA from Mytilinidion resinicola, 2130 nucleotides. RefSeq lists its product as uncharacterized. Bases 1 to 2130 code for a protein of 709 amino acids. Gene Ontology annotation, molecular function: protein binding. The record is from RefSeq and is a predicted model, not a curated record. The transcript has 2 exons. NCBI's taxonomy places the organism in Eukaryota, Fungi, Ascomycota, Dothideomycetes, Mytilinidiales, Mytilinidiaceae.
AUGAACGAUUUGCCCAGUCCGACGUCUGGCGGCGUUCCUCCAGCCCUCUCGCCCUUGGAUGCGCUUGCGCUUCGAGGUCGAUUGCUCGCCCAGGAGUUUGACAGGAAGAACAGUGGUGGGCGUCGUAUUAGCAGGCUGCCGCCGCUCACCAUCGCCAACGAGUUUGGGAACCGCCCGGACUUCUUUCGAUCCAUAUCGGGGGAGUCUACCAACUCUCAAUCGCUGCCAUUCCAGGACGAGCCAGACGAGCCAGAGUUCCAGGAAGAACACACGCCCCAGAGCGCACGCGAAACUCGGCCAGACAACAAGCACAAGUCUUUCUACCCUCAGAUUCAGUCGGAUGAGGCGCCGUAUGAGAAGACCUUCCCCUUUCGGAAUAACCUGUCAAAGGUAGACGAGGGGGAGCAACCCGUGCCUAACCACCAGGACUACUUCGCCAUAUCUAGGACACAUUCGCCAAUGCCAGCGGAGCCCCGUAUAGGGCCCGUCCAAGAAGCUACUCCAGUCACCCCUGGUUCACAUCUCGGCCAAAAUGCAACAUACCCGUUCACUUCUAAACAGGCUCCUAAGCAAAGUACACUUGCUAUUGAUUCCGUGGCUGCACGAGGCUAUGGAUCAAAUGCUCUUCAGCCACCACGGUCUCCGGCACCGUCAAGGUCACCUCGCGUUUCCCCUAGCAUCCGCUCGGUUCCCGGCGACAGCUCAGAUGAAGUCGAGGGCAUGUCCCUAGGAGGCUCAUACGACUCACUUCCGCGACGACAAAUGUCUACAAAUUCUUCUUUCUCACACCCUUACUCUCCAGGAUCCCCAUUCAUCAAUAAUUCUAUUCCUCGGUCGCCUUCUAUAUCAUCCGAAUAUUCGGUUGGGGGCACACAACUACCUCGCCCUGCUUUCAACUUUUCUCGGCCACUCAGCAGUGCUAGCCGGCCUUCCUUUGACAUCCGGCCCUCAUUUGAAGGGCCCUCUCGGCAAACGUCAGACGAGAGCGCCAUGAUGAGGCCUUCUUUUGACAGUUCAAGGCAGUAUGCCAAUGACAGUCCUCUCACGAAUUAUUCAAACGACGUCGUGCACACCCCUGUGAGCAUGACUAGCGAAGACUUCCGCAGAUCGUCAGACUCGCAGAACCACCCGGUACCAGCUUAUACCUAUUCCCGAUUUGAUCUACCCCGUGGACGAGAACCUCAGCGAGAGUCAAUCAACGCAGCUGAUUUCUUAAACAAGCAGAUCCAAUGGGACCAACCUCAAAACGGCAAUGGUCCUAGCAACGCACCUACAUCGCGGACACGGCCACCUUCACCACCAUCACCACCUCGCUCUAUGGACAGACCUAGAAGUCAACCCGCACCGCCAGCUGCGGUGUCUCGUACCUCAUCAGCAGAACGUCACGGUGCGCCUUCACUCACAUCUAGCAAUAGUACAAUCCGGCCAAACCGGCCUACCGGUUCUGGUGAGGUUACUGCUGAACAGCAUCUGGACCGUGGGAUUGCCUGCCAUGAAGCUGGGUCUCUGAAAGAGUCAACCUACCACCUUCGCCUUGCUGCGAAGGCUGGCCUCCCAACCGGAAUGCUCCUGUAUGCCCUUGCCUGCCGCCAUGGAUGGGGUAUGCGCAAGAACGAAGCCGAAGGUGUGUCAUGGCUACGCCGUGCUGUCGACAUUGCCCAGCUAGAGGUAGCUGAGGACGAGGACCAGACCAAACAAGGCAAACCCUCGGAUAUCAUGGAACGCAAGACUCAUAAAGCCCAAUUUGCAUAUUCCAUAUAUGAGCUUGCUCAAUCGUACGCAAACGGAUGGGGUAUUCAGCAAGAUAAAACUCUGGCAUUGCGGUGCUAUGAAAUUGCUGGAAACUGGGGAGACCCAGAUGCCCUCACCGAGGCUGGUUUUUGUUAUGCACAGGGGGUCGGAUGCAAGAAGGACAUGAAGAAAGCGGCGAAAUUUUACCGAAUGGCAGAAGCGAAGGGAGUGAGCAUGGCUGGGAACAGUUGGCAAGAGAAGUACAUGGACGACGCAUCCUCAGACGCGAGGUCUACACGAUCAGGUCGCUCUUCGAAGAAAGACACGUCAGAGAAGAAGCCUCGCGACAAGUCACGGACGCGAACUAUCUUUGGCCGAAAGAAGAGUUUUGCGACAUAG